Molecule: messenger RNA, 2899 nt
Organism: Bufo gargarizans (Asiatic toad)
Lineage: Eukaryota; Metazoa; Chordata; Amphibia; Anura; Bufonidae
Gene: MARS1
Product: methionyl-tRNA synthetase 1
Exons: 22
Coding region: 76-2820 (914 amino acids)
Biological process (GO): methionyl-tRNA aminoacylation
Cellular component (GO): cytosol; aminoacyl-tRNA synthetase multienzyme complex
Molecular function (GO): methionine-tRNA ligase activity; ATP binding
Source: RefSeq, a predicted model, not a curated record
GCUUUGCAGUGCGUUGCAUCAGCUGUGGUUGGAAGAGCCAGUGCCGGUUAUAGGUGGUGUGUGCAGAGAGCCGACAUGAAGCUGUAUGUGAGCGAUGGGAACCCUCAUGGGUUAAAGGUCCUGGCUGCUGCAGGGCUGUGGGCUGGUGCUGUAGAGAUCCAGAGGUUGCAGCAGGAGGAAAAAGUCGUGCCCUUCCUUUCACAAGCGAAGCUGCCUGCCCUGGAGCUUACUAAUGGGAAUUACCUGUUCUCUGCCAAUGCAAUUUGCAGGUAUUUUCUAUUGGCGGCUGGAAAGGACCAGGAUGACCUAAAUAAUCAGUGGCUGGAAUGGGAGGCAGCAGAGCUCCAGCCGGUGAUCUCGGCGGCCUUGUAUGCCAAUAUAGUUCAGGGAAAGAAAAAGGAAGAAACUCUUGCAACAGUCGGCAAGCAACUUGGACACAUUUCUCAAAGUCUCGCCAAGAAACCAUAUCUUACUGGGGAUGCUGUGUCCGUUGCUGACAUCGUGGUUUGGGGGGCCGUUUUUCCUUUUCUUUCAGAUGUGUCUACUCUGUCAGAAGACCUGUCUUCACUAAAGAAUUGGUUUAAAAAAGUGACUGAAAUGGAGCCAUGUCAAAAAGCUGCGGAAUCGCUCCUUAAAGGUCAGGGAGCUUCAAUAUUUAAAGGGUAUCUUCAAAAAUUGCCGGCGCCUGUUGCCACGUCUGCCCCCUCUGCCUGCAAUGAGCCGGAGGCAGGAGAUACUACAGUCCUAACCAUCUCUGAGGAGGACAUUGCAGCUGCCACAGAGGCUUGGUCCAAGGGUCUUACUAAUGCUCCAAGGCCAAAGCAGAUACAGCAUCCUAUACUUCCAAGAGAUGGAGAGAAGAAUCUGUUGAUCACCAGCGCCCUGCCCUACGUUAACAACGUUCCUCACUUGGGAAACAUCAUUGGCUCCGUUCUCAGUGCUGACGUCUAUGCCAGAUACUGCCGGCUGAGGAAUUGGAACACCCUGUUUGUCUGUGGGACAGAUGAAUAUGGAACAGCCACAGAAACCAAAGCAAUGGAGGAAGGGGUAACUCCGCGGCAGAUCUGUGACAAGUACAAUGCUAUUCAUACCGCCAUAUACAAGUGGUUUGAUAUUUCCUUUGAUUAUUUUGGAAGGACUACCACUCCACAGCAAACCACAAUUGCACAGGACAUCUUCAACCGACUCCUGGAAAGGGACUUGCUUCUGAAAGAUACAGUGGCACAGCUCCGAUGUGAGACCUGUCAGAGAUUCCUUGCAGAUCGCUUUGUAGAAGGAACCUGUCCAUUCUGCAACUAUGAAGAAGCCAGGGGGGACCAAUGUGACAAAUGCGGCAAGCUCAUUAAUGCUGUAGAAUUAAAGAAACCUCAGUGCAAAGUCUGCAAACAGUCUCCCGUGAUCAAAUCCUCUCAACAUCUCUUCUUGGAUCUGCCAAAGCUAGAAGAGCGCUUGGAGAAAUGGCUGGAACAGUCCUUGGCAACUGGAGACUGGACAGCAAAUGCCCGUUACAUAGCGCGCUCCUGGAUUCGGGAUGGUUUGAAACCCAGAUGCAUCACUAGGGACUUGAAGUGGGGCACCCCUGUGCCUCUGGAAGGUUUCACGGACAAGGUGUUUUACGUCUGGUUUGAUGCUCCAAUUGGGUAUAUUUCCAUUACUGCCAAUUACACAGACCAGUGGGAGAAGUGGUGGAAAAAUCCUAAACAGGUCCAACUCUAUAACUUUAUGGCGAAGGACAAUGUUCCAUUUCAUAGUAUCAUCUUCCCGUCCUGUCUCCUGGGUGCAGAAGACAACUACACUAUAGUUAACCACCUUGUGGCUACAGAGUACUUGAAUUACGAAGAUGGGAAGUUCUCCAAGAGCCGUGGAGUGGGUGUAUUUGGUGACAUGGCAAAGGACACUGGUAUUCCCGCUGACAUUUGGAGGUUCUAUCUGCUCUUCGUGCGGCCCGAAGGACAAGACAGUGCAUUCAGCUGGGGUGACCUGAUGCUGAAGAAUAACUCUGAGUUGCUUAACAACUUGGGCAACUUUGUUAACAGAGCUGGCAUGUUUGUGCAGAAGUUUUUUAACGGACAUGUUCCCAAAAUGGAGUUGGUUGCAGAGGACAAAAGACUUCUGGCUCAGGUCACAGCUGAGCUACGACAAUAUAACCAACUGCUGGAGAAGGUUCGAAUUCGUGAUGCCCUGAGAUCUAUUCUGAACAUUUCUCGUUAUGGAAACCAAUACAUCCAAGUUAAUGAACCAUGGAAAUGCAUCAAGGGGACCCCACAGGAACAGACACGCGCAGGCACAGUUACGGGCCUGGCAGUAAACAUGGCAGCUCUACUUUCCAUCAUGCUGAAGCCAUAUAUGCCCUCGAUAAGUGCUGUCAUCCAAGAGCAGCUACUUGUGUCACAAGAGGCUAGCGUACUGACCAAUGAUUUCCACUGCAUCCUACCACAAGGACAUCUCAUUGGAACUGUGAGCCCAUUGUUUCAGAAGUUGGAAAAUGACCAAAUUGAGUCUCUGAGGAAACGUUUUGGAGGUGGACAGCUGAAUGGUGACUGCACGGAGAAGCAGGUGAAAGCUGAGCCUAAAGCGUCCUCACCAGUGGCAGAGCCGGCCAAGGAGCCUGCAACGGUCGGUGAUCCUGAGAGGAUAAAAGUGCUAUUGCAAGAGAUGGAAAAACAGGGAAACCAUGUUCGGGAGUUAAAGGGCAAGAAGGCAGAGAAGUCACUGAUUGACAGCGAGGUCCAGAAGCUUCUGGCUUUAAAGAAAGAACUUGCACUGGCAGAAGGAAAGACGCCAGAACCGCCGGCUCAGAAAGGGAAGAAAAAGAAAUAACUGCAUUCCAAACGGAGCAGCCCUGGAAGGGUUAAUUGUGUGAACAGUCUUUUAAAUAAAGUAUUCUGGUCCUUGUUUA